Molecule: messenger RNA, 2598 nt
Organism: Pteropus alecto (black flying fox)
Lineage: Eukaryota; Metazoa; Chordata; Mammalia; Chiroptera; Pteropodidae
Gene: CRLF3
Product: cytokine receptor like factor 3
Exons: 8
Coding region: 102-1418 (438 amino acids)
Molecular function (GO): protein binding
Source: RefSeq, a predicted model, not a curated record
UGCUUCCGCUUGCUCUUGGCCUCGCGGGGCCGCUCCGCGGCGCCUCGGGCAGUUGGGAACUGCGCUUGCAGCUGCUGGCUGCGCGGCCGGGCGAGGGGGCGAUGGAGCUGGAGCCCGAGCUGCUGCUGCAGGAGGCCCGGGAGAACGUGGAGGCAGCGCAGAGCUACCGGCGGGAGCUGGGCCAGAGACUGCAGGGGCUGCGGGAGGCGCGGAGGCAGAUCAAAGAGAGUGCAUCACAGACAAGAGAUGUCCUCAAACAACAUUUUAAUGAUUUAAAGGGAACCCUUGGGAAGCUCCUGGAUGAGCGAUUGGUGACCCUUUUGCAAGAGGUGGACACCAUUGAACAAGAGACCAUUAAGCCACUAGAUGACUGCCAGAAGCUUAUAGAGCAUGGAGUUAACACUGCAGAGGACUUAGUCCAAGAAGGUGAAAUCGCCAUUCUUGGUGGUGUAGGAGAACAGAAUGAAAAACUGUGGAGCUUUACCAAAAAGGCCUCACACAUUCAGUUGGACAGCUUACCAGAAGUGCCUUUACUGGUCGAUGUGCCUUGUUUAUCUGCUCAGUUGGAUGACUCAGUUCUUAAUAUAGUGAAAGACCACAUUUUUAAGCAUGGAACGGUAGCAUCUCGCCCACCGGUACAGAUAGAAGAACUAAUAGAGAAACCUGGAGGCAUCAUUGUACGGUGGUGUAAGGUGGAUGACGACUUUACAGCCCAAGAUUACAGGCUCCAGUUCCGUAAAUGUACUUCAAAUCAUUUUGAGGACGCAUAUGUAGGCUCUGAAACUGAAUUCAUAGUAUUGCACAUAGACCCCAAUGUUGAUUAUCAGUUCAGAGUCUGCGCCCGAGGAGAUGGCCGACAGGAGUGGAGUCCUUGGAGCGUCCCCCAGAUAGGUCAUUCCACAUUGGUGCCUCAUGAGUGGACAGCUGGCUUUGAGGGGUACAGUCUGAGCAGUCGAAGAAAUAUAGCACUCCGGAAUGAUUCUGAAUCCUCAGGUGUUCUCUACUCCAGUGCUCCAACCUAUUUCUGUGGGCAGACAUUAACAUUCAGAGUUGAAACUGUGGGACAGCCAGACAGAAGAGACAGUAUAGGAGUGUGUGUAGAAAAACAGAACGGAUAUGACUCUCUGCAGCGAGACCAAGCAGUGUGCAUUAGUACAAAUGGUGCAGUUUUUGUAAAUGGAAAAGAAAUGACUAAUCAGUUGCCCGCCGUUACUUCUGGGUCCACUGUCACAUUUGACAUUGAAGCUGUGACUCUAGGAUCCACCAAUAAUAACGAAGGUGGAAACUUCAAGCUUCGAGUAACUAUUAGCUCAAAUAACAGAGAAGUGGUUUUUGAUUGGUUACUCGAUCAAUCUUGUGGUUCUCUUUACUUUGGAUGCUCAUUUUUCUAUCCUGGAUGGAAAGUGUUGGUGUUCUAGAUUUUUGGAUAAUUGGCUUUGGUUUGCAGGGUUUUAAUGUAGCUAUCCUCAGCCCAAUUUAGUUGUAAUUGUUAAAUAAAAAUUGUUAGAUUCAUCUCUCAUGUUAGUCAUUGGAAAUGGAAAUGUUUACUGGAUUUAUCUUGGAAUAUUUUAGCAAUGAAACUUGAAUAUUGUGGACAAAACCAUAAUGCAGUCAAUUUUAUUUUUAGCAGUGUUAAUUAAAAUAUCACAUCACAAUAAAAAUCAAAUUGGCUUUUAAAAUAUGAGGAUACAGAAAGCCCUAUGCCCUUCCACUGUACUUUUUUUUAAAGUUGGUUAUUUGAACAGAAAAACUUAACAUAAUGUUUUAUUAAAUACUCAUCUUUUAAGGAUCCAAGGCCAUAUAAGACUUUAGUAUACAACAGUAGACCAGAUAGAAGCCAGAGUUUUGUAAUACACAUUCACUUGUGUGCUUUCCACAUGAGUGUUGAAUAUGUUCUCCAUAUUCAGAUAUUUGUAAGCAGUAUUGAAUUUUAUCUCAUGUUCAGUAAUCUUUAAGUACCAAAAGCAUGGUAAUUUUUGCAUUUUAAAAAAAUUACUGAGCAAAUGUCUACAAUAAGCAAAGCAUUUUCUUUUGCUCUUGCAGUUUGAUUCACGAUAGAGGAUUUUUACAGGGUAAAACUACUUAUGGAAGUAGUAUACGCAGCAGUAUUAGCCAUUUCACAUGUAUGGAAUAUGUACAUGUGCAUAUCCAGCUGCAGUGAUAUGCAUGUUACUAUUCAUAUGGUAUGAGCUGCAGUCCAGUUUAGUGUCAGUUUUAUAAACGGUCUUUUAGUGGACCAAAUAUAAGGUAAAUACUUGACCUACUUUUUUUUGAAACUUAAAUUUGUGUAAAAUAUUUAUUUGAAGGACUUACUUAGUAUGUAAAAAUGAUUAUCUUAACUUGCUAUAUAUCAGCUACAGAUUUUUUUGUCUUUUUUUUUUUUUUUCAUUUUUAACAGUGGAAAAGUGGAAAAGCAAGUUUGAUACUUUUGUAAGAUAAUUUAUUUGGGAAUUCAAACUCCCCGUUAGACAAUCAUGACCUUUUUCCCUUGCCUUUUUUAUAUAUAAGUCGUCUUUCACUUGUUUAGUGGUAAGAUAUGCUAGAAUGUAGAUGCCUUGUCCAGCUGUCUGAAACCAAAUAAAAAAACUAAAAGUUAAA